AGAAGUCCGGCGCGAUAAAGGUAGGCUGAUACCAGGAUACGGCUUUACACUGUUUUCCCAUAGCGCGCGCGCGCGCUCUGCUAAUGUGAAUUAUGGCUGUAUUUGGGCUGUGGAAGGAGAAACGAACACUCUAAAAUGUUGCGAUAUUAUUUCAAUUUAAUGGGGUUCCUUUGGGGACUAAUUGCUUUAUUUUGUAUGUUGAAUCACAGAGUUAUGUGUCAACUGGUAAUCAACGUGAAAAACGACGGUGGUGACCUUGUUCAAGAGAGUAUAAACGCUGAUGUCAAACGCGAUGUGAUUUAUUUGCAGUUUCAAAAGCUUGAUGGCACACUUGUGAAAAUGGUCAUUGAUUUCAAAUCGGAAGUACGCAUCUUUAAAACCAUUGUCUUAGGAGAGGAGGAGAGGCUAGAGAGUCAGUAUCACAUCAUGUGCUUUGUGACCAAAUUCAGCAAGUCAGAAUUCAUCUCAUCAGAUGCCAUGUCUAAACUGAGACAGAAAAAUCCCGGAACCAUCCGCAACCCGGAAGAAGACAAAGGCAAGGAGUCUUUGACCUUUGACAUGUCCGUCAGCCUCGAACGAUCGGCCAGGAUCAGCCCUCAUAUCUACAACACAUGCAUGGAAGCCAAGGAGAGGGUGUACACUCGUACAGCAGACAUCAAGGGAUGGUCGAAAGGAAACAGAGCAUCUCUUCUCUUCCCUAAAUGGGCUCACACUGUCAAGGGAUCAAAUUUGACGUACACAGCUCUCAUGAAUGCUGUACAGCCACUACCAAUCUCCAGCAACGAGAAGCAAUGCAGUGGGGUACCAGAAGUUCAGCUGCCGUGCGCCUGCCAGCUGGAAGUGUGCAUCGGCUGGUACCCGUGCGGGCUGAAGUACUGCCGCGGGAGAGAUUCGGCAGGCAACGUCGUCAGCUACAGGUGCGGCAUAAAGACUUGUAAGCGAUGCCAUGCGUUCAACUAUCACGUGGACCAAAAGCAGCAUUGCUUGUGGGACGAUGCGUGGAAGAGCUCGUUACCAGGAGCUGAUGUGGACUAAAACUCAUUUGGACCUAGGGCUAUUGGACUAGCUCUAUGGGACCUGUUGUGUUGGGUGUACUAUUAAACUCUGUUGGACCUAUUCUGGUGGGUGGACUAAAUGUACCUGGACCUAUGCAACCUGAGCAAUGGCAUAUUGGAUCAGUCCAGCUCAGGCACACAGUAUCGGAACUCACUACUCUACUUAAACUCACAGGCCUGUAUUAUGAUGAAAAUACUGAUUGGACUAACUCUUUGGAACCUAUUCUGCAUCAUGGACUAACUCUGUUAGACCUAUUGUGUUGGAUAGUUUUGAGUGACUUUUGACCAAUGCAACCUGAGGCAUACAUGUAUUGGAACUUACAAUUUAACUUAUUUCCCAUUUCCUUAAACUCAUAGGCCUGUAUUGUGAACUAUAGUUUAAGUAGGACAUGGUGUAAUGUAUGUCAGGCUAAAAUUAUGGGAAGCCAAAAGUAUAAAAACUUGUAUAGAGAUAUAUGUGCCUCAUUUGGCUUUCAUUGAGUAAACUUGUACAGUUUAGAGUUAAAAAUACAACAACCAAAAAUACAAACUAGAGUUCAGAAUACAGGCUGCACAGAUUAAUCUUAAUGACACCUCUUUUACUUUGGCCUAAAGUUAUGAUAAAUGUUAUACUAUUAAAAGAGGUACAUGUAUUCCAAUUUGCUUUGUGGUUAUGCUACUUAAAGUAAAACAAAUGUGUUCUUCAGUCCUUGAUUGGAAGAAGUAGGAACAAUGACGUCUUUGAGUCUUCUGUAUAGCAAACAAUACACUAUGUAUUAUUGGUAGGUACACACGAGAUAUAAACAAAGAUUCAUCUAUUUUUGCACCGAUCACAUCAUAUUUAUUUAUCAUAUCAUGUACAAAGCUCUGUACAGAUCUAGAUUUACAAUGCAAAUGCAACCUUUAUAAUUAUGCAUGUUAUUUGUAAUGCCGAUGAUUAUUCAAAUUUACUGGGAGGACCAAACAUACCGUUACUAUGACAUAUAUGUAAUAAGUGCUUCCAAAUGAGUGACCAAUGUCAAGUAAUUCUGGUUUGGCUGUGUAAGCACACAAUACUCCUAUUUUUAUUUAUUAAAACGACAUAACAUACAUGUACUUCAUUGAGCCAUCAUGGAAAUACCCUGGCGCAGUCCCUGGAAAGUAUUAAGGACUUCUAUGUUUUCUCAAUGAAGUCACUGAAUCAGUGAUAUUUUUCUUCAAAUUUGAGGAGUUACAUGGAGGUCUUUUUAUGGCAAGAUCAUGUAGAGGUAAAAGUGAUUCACAAACCACACAUACAGUACACGUACAUGUAGGAGAGUACUCCUGGGCCCCGUCUUACAAAGAGUUACGAUUGAUCCAAUCAAUUGUAACUAUGGAAAUCCAUCAGUGUCAUAAUUUUUCAUACAGGAAACGUAAAAAUGUCCUUUGUACAUACAAAGGAGAACACACCAAAUUGUCAAGAAAUCAAUGAAUUUAUGGAUAUACAUUCAUAUCUAGAUUAAAAAAAAAAAAAACAUGCAUUUUAUAUGUUGACUUUGCUGGCUUUACAUAGUUGAAUUGAUCAGAUCAAUCUUACUCUUUGUAAGAUGGGCCCCUGUAUUAGCUCCUUCUUGAGUUGUGAUCCAAAUCAAAUUCAGAUCAAUUGAAAUCUCUCGCAACUCUUUGAAUGGGGUCUUAUUACGAUUAAUAACAUCGUGGGGGCAGCGUGGUCUAGUGGUAAAGACUCACGUCUUUCAAUCUGAGGGACGUUUACUUCAGCACUAAAUUGGUAGACUAGCUUGAUAGACGGGAGCCCCUUAAAGACGCACCUAAAACGUGCGCUGUCCAACUCCUAUAUUAUUUAUUAUUGAUAAUAUGUGUGCUCUUUGCAUGGUACUGAAGUUUGAUAAAGUAACAUUCUCCACUGCCCGUAACAUUCAAUCUAUGUCUACAUCUUAAUGCAUUAUACACUAGUAAUUGUAUUCUGGUGGGUAUUUCAUGAAGAUGUUCGCAAUUUAAGAGCGACUUAAUUUAAGAAUGGUUAAACAGUCUUAUUCACUGCACUGGGAAAUGGUUCAUACUGAAUUACAUUUUUGUAUUUACAUGUAUAUAAACUAUUAUUUAUGAAAUGUGCUACAAAUACAAUGUUAACUCAUUUUUAUAGCGAAUAAAUUAAUGAAACAAUAUACACAA
Molecule: messenger RNA, 3185 nt
Organism: Lytechinus pictus (painted urchin)
Lineage: Eukaryota; Metazoa; Echinodermata; Echinoidea; Temnopleuroida; Toxopneustidae
Product: out at first protein-like
Exons: 5
Coding region: 136-1035 (299 amino acids)
Source: RefSeq, a predicted model, not a curated record